CUUUAGCAUGUUUUUAUAACCAAAUUUUCCUGCUGUUAAGAACUUGGAAUAAGUCAGUCUAAACUGCACUGCUUUUAGGAAUUUUGUGAAUCGACAAUGACAAAGUUUUUCCUUUUUUUUUGUAAUGAUAAUAAUUAUUAAUUGUUUUAUUGUUACUGCUAUAAAUUUUUAAUUAAAUAAACAAAAGGAACGGUUACACAUCAUCCUGCUGAUAACGCUACUAUUUUGCCUACUUUUUGUUUAUAGACAGAUUUAAUGACAAACAUGUGCAUAAGUUAAUUAAAAGGGGAUUAGAGUGUUAAUGAUCUGUUUGCCCUAAAUAAAAAAUACACUUUUAUUAAGUUAAAUUUAAGUUAUUAAUUAAGUUAAAUCUAAAAAUAAACUUGGAUUUAUUUUGUAAAAAGUGUAAAAUGUUUGGACUGAGAUCUUGUUGCUUUUACCUGCAGGCGGCGCCAUUUGUAGGUGUUUCUAGCGCUUCGAAUCAGUGAAUAAUUUAUUUCAAAGCAAUUGGUUCAGGUUAUUCAAAGCUUCAAAAGCUUGAUUUCUACCUUUUUUAUUUAUUCUACACAAAUACAUGUUAGUUUUGACCCACGACAAAUUUAUUUUGUUGGUGCGAUCUGCCAAAAAAAGGUUAUGUUUCUGCGAUCUGUCAAAAAAGGAAAGAAGAACUUUUAUUAUGUAUUUUGUGACCCCGGAUUUAGUCGAAGUAUGUUUGUCGUUGCCUUCACUGUUCCCUAAAGUAUCUUUUCCAAUGUUUGCUCACUUUUAAGAGCUAAUAAUGGUAAAUCAUUAUUUGUGUUUGGAUUGCAAUUAAACAGACAAUAACGGCGUGACUCGUAGAGGUUCGAGCUUUACUUUUCGGCAGAAUGUCGAGCUGUGUGGCGUUACAGACGCAUGUUGCGUCGGUAAUAGAGGCGUUCGUUUACGCUGCCAUCUCCGAAAUGAGCAAAAUCAUGGGAUUGGAGACGAUGCUGUUUCUUACUAGUGAUGCUUUUAUAGAUGAAAGUACAAUGGAGGUGGCGCAUUCAAAAAUAAAGACGGAAAAGGAACAGAAAAUGAAGCAGUUUGCAUCAGUUAUGGAAGUAUUGGGCAAUGAAGCUCUUGGGAAAAUAAUCAACCUUGUUGAUGAAGCCAAAUUCUUGUUGGACCUGGAGUGCGAUACGUUUUCAGGGAAGCGAGUGAAGCAGCCAGGCUGUAUCUUGAACAUUCUGUCUGUUGGAGGACUUGAAGAGGAACAUUCUUAUGAUGGAAGUGCAAGAAACCUGGAAAACAGAACGAGAAAUGAGUCUGAUGAGACCAUAGAUGACAGACCAGAAUCUCCUCUGAUGCUGGCGGUGACGAUCAAACAUGAAUUUGGAGAAAUUGACUUGAAAUCCAUCACAACAUGUCACUUAAACGCUACUUCAGAAGACGGAGUAACAUCUGAUUUACAAGAAGGAAGUGAAGAUCCCCAAGACGGUGUUACAGUCUGUAGAAAAGCCUCCCUGGUUUGUUCUGAGUGUGGCAAGAGUUUCUCUUCACACAGCAACCUAAAAUCCCAUCAGCGCAUACACACUGGAGAAAAACCUUAUGGCUGUGUCCUCUGCGGCAAGGCUUUUGCUCACAAACAGAGCCUGUCUGACCACCAUCGAGUUCAUACGGGAGAAAAGCCAUUCGUUUGCAAAGUCUGCGGUAAAUGUUUUGGGAAAGCCGCACACCUCAAGACCCAUGAAAUAAUCCACACCGGCGAAAAACCGUUCAGCUGCGACAUCUGCGGAAAAAGGUUCAACAUUGCUCAAAAUCUCGCCAGGCACCAGCUCACCCAUACCGGGGAAAAGGAGUUUCGAUGUUCAAUUUGUCAGAAAGGUUUCACGAGGGCCAUAACGCUUAAAACUCACCAGCUUAUCCACACGGGCCAGAAGCCGUACUCUUGCGUGUCGUGUGGCAAGGCCUUCCGACACGCCGUCAACCUCAAAAAUCACGAGCGCAUCCACACGGACCUGAGGCCGUUUAGUUGCGACUUGUGCGGCAAGACCUUUCGACAGGCUGUUAAUUUGAAGAUCCACAAAAGGAUCCACACAGGAGAGAAACCGUUUAGCUGUAAGGAGUGCGGGAAGAGCUUCAGUCAACAGAGUAGUCUGAUUUCACACGGACGCACGCACUCGGGUGAAAAACCCUUCGGGUGCAGCUUCUGCGAUAAGUGGUUUAACAAUACAAACAGUUUGAAGUUACACCAGAGGAUUCAUACUGGCGAAAAGCCGUACAAUUGUGAGUACUGCGGCAAGUGUUUCAGUCAAGGCAGUCACCUGCGUACUCACAAACGACACAUUCAUGGAGGGGGGAAGCAGUACAUUUGCGAUAAAUGCGGAAAGAGAUACGCAGAUCCCCGCAAUCUGAAGUUUCACAAAUGCAUUUAUGCUUAAACGCAUAAACGUGAAUGCUACGUGGGCCACGUUUGUCAUAGUGAAGUGAUAUUUUGAACCAUGUUUGUGUGUUUAUUACCGAUUUGAGUUGAAGAGUUUAUAUUUUUAAUAAGUGCUAAUAUAUUGGAACAUCUACUGUACUAGUAUAGUAGUCGUCACAACAUGGUUAAUAUCACGGAUUCACUUUUUGAAAAUAUUAUAUACAUAUCCUGCUUCAAGUUAUUUGUUAUUGCUGAUAGCAGUUCAAAUUAUAUGCUUUGUACCUUUUGUUUUCAUAGAUAUAUUGGUUUAAAUAUCACACACUAAUGGAGAAGCUUGUUUUAAGCCAGUAUGCAUAAAAAAAUUAUUGAUUUAGUUUUUUUGUUCUGAUUUAAACUCUGACAUUGACUAUAGUACAUUACAGUAUAAUGAUGUUGUCAUAUGGAAGAUUGUGUGAGAAUAAAGAUGAGCCUUUUAAAAUGUUAGGGUUAUUAGCACAAGUGGUUAAUGGAUGGUUUCCAUCUUAAACAUUUUUACUGAUAUUUUUGCCUUUAUUUUUAUUUCAGAAAAUAUUGCAAAAUGCAGUAAUCUUGCACUUGCAACCUGAACUGCAAUUCUCAUUAAUGCUAAUGUAUGGCAGAAACCUCAGUCAUUACUAUUCAUUCCUUAUUUGCAUUUAUUGACUGAAAAUUUAAAUGGGGGAAAUUAUUAAAAUAUCAAAAAA
This is a messenger RNA of Paramisgurnus dabryanus, 3105 nucleotides long. The record is from RefSeq and is a predicted model, not a curated record. NCBI's taxonomy places the organism in Eukaryota, Metazoa, Chordata, Actinopteri, Cypriniformes, Cobitidae.